This is a messenger RNA of Nasonia vitripennis (jewel wasp), 2491 nucleotides long. RefSeq lists its product as uncharacterized. The coding region runs from base 1469 to 2182 and encodes 237 amino acids. NCBI's taxonomy places the organism in Eukaryota, Metazoa, Arthropoda, Insecta, Hymenoptera, Pteromalidae. The record is from RefSeq and is a predicted model, not a curated record. The transcript is spliced from 3 exons.
CGAGGCGGAAGAGCAAAUUUCGUCAUGUGUACGUUCGCGUGAGUGGAAUCGCGGGCGAAUGGGGAAUCCCCACUUUUGCGUUGGAGAAUCUGGAUAGGACACGGCGGUAGGUGUAGCUACGGAGAGAAGUAAGUUCAUUGAUCUUGGGCUAGACCGCGAAAGUCCAAACUCACGAGUUUGUGCAGUUAUACUUAUACGCGCUGUACAUUUUUUGCGCGCGAUUUGCGGACGAGAGCCAAUGUCGAUCGAGUUGCGAGAACGGAAUAAAUUAAGCGCGGUGAAUUUUUUUUGCUAGCGUAGAAUUGCUGAUUGGGUUUUUUAUUGACACAUAUUAUAAUUGAGAGGAUUUAGGUUGCUGGUGACCGCAAAGACUUAACUAUUUUGUAAAUGGGUAUAUUGAUAACGGAUUAAAAAUAUUCGGUCAUCCGAAAAUCUACUUUGCGGUUUAUUACAAAAUCGUUACAAAAUUCCAAGGUGAAUUUAUUAACAUAUGAAAAGGACGAGUUGGUUAGAUAGCGCGAAACCUCUAAAAUAUUUUCGUUUGUAAUGUUGAUUUAAAUACUUCUGCCGUUUUUAAUUCAAGACGCAUUAUAUACAUCAAGAUGAGUUUCGCUAUAAUUGUCGAAUACUUUCUUGAACUUUUCCAUCUAUUUAUCAACCUACGCAUUGCAUGGAUACGAGAUAAAUUUAUGCAGAUAUUUUAUUACAAGAUAUCUUUCGGGGAAAUACAGUUCAUGGAAGAGAAUAUUGAUUUGCUAAAAAGCUUAUAUAAGACUGUAAUAUCAUUUUUAAAUCAGGAGUUCACGCGGUUGCGUAUUUUGAUUUUUAAUCAUUUGUAAAGUGUAAAAUACUAUGAUGAUUAUCCAAACUCUGAUACUUAACCGACUGCCAGAUAUUGGAUAAAUUUACAGCAUCGGAAUGCGCAAUUUAAUUGUAAAUUUUGUUGACAUAAACGAAGCAAGCAACAGAUAAAAAAAGUAAUAACAAUUCAAGCCAUUUCGAAUUCUGGGCCACUAGGCGAACAAAAGGUUCUCCCCAUACAUCCCCAUCAAUUAUCCCGACACCCAGACGAGCAUUAAAAAAUCCUCACGUGCCCUUAAGUCUCGUUCCCAACGUACUGCAUUCCCGCAGGUAUAAAGGUUACCAAGUCGUACAUAUUUCCAAGCUGUGUAUAGCAUCUCCCGGAAUUUCCUUCGGCCUUUAUCUUCUUCGGCGUAUUGUAAUGAAACGCCGGGAACGUUCCGGAGCGAAGGAAAACCUGCGCUGCCUGCUUAAGUGUUUGGACCCACAGAUGGAACCAGCGAUACGUUGCAGGGACUGGCUGGGAGUCGACUCCCUAAGGGUUUUCAGUUUAGAGGUGGAAAUACUCGUAGGGAUAGCUAUAUAAAGUGUGGAUGAGCAAGAGCCAGCUUCAGUCAGAAUUCCAUUCUCGCACCUGAAACUUGUAGUCGCCACGUUCGGAAGAAAGAUGAUUGGAAAGACGAUUGUACUGCUUUCGCUGCUGUUGCUGUGUGUUGUGUUUACACCGGCUCAAAGUGAUCCUUUGCGAAGAAAAGCAGAAGAUAGACCUACGACGCUCAACCGACAAGGCCGAACAUUCGGUUUCAAUUGGUUCGGAUCUCGCGAUUGGCCACAGUUUCGUCAGAUCUGGAGGCUGCCAAGUUUCCCAACGAUAAACGGCAUGUCGAGCUUCUUCGAGGACGAACAGUUGCACGAGAACUUCCACAAGAGAAUCUCAGACCUGGAAAAUGGACAGCGACGCAUCGUCAACUAUCUUCGCAAGCUUAGCGCCGAUAAGAAUGCAAAUGGACCCAGCAGCAGCAGCAGCACUACUACACAGCUGCCGGAGUGUCUCCCAACACCGGUCGCGGAUUCCGUUGAUCCUCCAGCGGUUCCCAUUAACGCCACGGGAAUUGCCCCAGAACCGCAAACUUCGACCGCCGCAUCCACGACGACCACAGUCGAGACGAGGCCGAAGGACGAAAAAACCGAAGCCGCGACGACCAUCGACUACGUCACGACGGAGAGCACGACCAGCGCUGACAAAUUCGCUGAUAAGAACGUGGAAGCGGUUACUGUGCCCACGAAGGUUUCGGAGGAGUCAUCGAAAGGCGCUGACGAGGAGACCACCGUAGCGCCCGAAAGUUACGAUUCCGAGGAAACGAAUGAAUUGUUUGUGUGAGAUGGUUUGGGGGGAACUUCUGUAUUGACUGAUGGUAUGAGCGAAUCUUGACUGAAUGCGAUGUUUACUUUUAGAAAUUUUAGUUCGGUUUAACUUUUCGAUGCGACUUUUGAGACUGCGAACGAUUAUUGUUUGGAUUUAUUUGUUAAUUAAAACUCAAGACUGACCGAAGAGUUAUUUGUAAAUUGUGGAUUGAAGGGAUACACGACUUAGUUUUUAACGAUAUAGAUUAUAAGAGUGGAUUUUGUAUGCUGUGCAUUGACUGAAUUUGAUUACUGAAACGAAUAAAAGGAUAUCAUAUUGAAAUGC